This is a messenger RNA of Micropterus salmoides (largemouth bass), 4891 nucleotides long. It is a transcript of the gene amd1, whose product is annotated as adenosylmethionine decarboxylase 1. Gene Ontology annotation, biological process: spermine biosynthetic process; spermidine biosynthetic process. Gene Ontology annotation, molecular function: adenosylmethionine decarboxylase activity. The transcript has 8 exons. Lineage: Eukaryota; Metazoa; Chordata; Actinopteri; Centrarchiformes; Centrarchidae. The coding region runs from base 1213 to 2013 and encodes 266 amino acids. The record is from RefSeq and is a predicted model, not a curated record. Gene Ontology annotation, cellular component: cytosol.
AGGUUUGAGUGGGACAAACUUUUGGAGAAUGUGCAUUGUUUGAUCAUAAGUGUGACAAAGUCUGACAAGCAGGAAGCUUAUAUACUCAGACUGUUCACACUGAAGUAUACUCAAGUAAGAGUCAUGUGACUGCAUCGGAUGAUCGCCAUUGCAGUCUGAAGAGGCUCAGUGCAUUUUGGGGCGGUUGAGUAUGUCCAGUAAGAUCACGGUUCUUGCUCAGAAAUUCUACACAAAAUCCACAUACUUCUAUACUAAUACUCAAUUUGCACUAACCGUACCGGCCAGGUAUAUUAGCACCUGCCAAAGUAUAUUUGGAAACCCACUUUAGCAUGCAGAGAAACACACAGAUGUUGUAUAUUACAUUAAGUGGACAUGGUGGAAAUUUUAUAUUACGGAGCAACAGUGAACGACCACUACAGAUGUCACUCACUAACAUUAGUUUCGGUGUCGACCCACAUUCGUCAAAAAUGGUAAAAACACUAAGGUGGAAAAUGAGCUAGAAUAACCUACUGUCAAAGCAAAUGGGCUAUGAUAUAGGCCUACACCGCUACCGUCCCCACUGGCCGCCGCAGUUACACUGUAUUAAUCAGUAAUCUGUCAUCUAUUAACAGUCCGGGGAGCUGGUGCGUCGCGGUUCUGUCUCUCGGAUCGAUUUUGGUUUCUGUUUCAGAACCGUUACAGCCCUGAUACAUAGUAUGCUCUGUUUUCCUGCUGAUUAGACGGCAGGCAGGAUUAGACACCUGUAAGCCGCUUGCCGUUGACAUCACAGUCUGUCUCAGGUGAAGAGAGCCAUGGGCACAUGCAUUACAUUCUGCAUAGUCUUCAUUGUUUUAUUUAUUGUAUAACCAAGGGGGAUGUAACAGGUGUACAUGUUUCAAGGAAACAUCUAUAUUUCCAAGUGAUGUAUGCAGUUCCUGUUAAUACGCGUGAAGUGUCUGUAAGUGGGAAUUGAAUUCUUAAUCUUGGAAAUGUUGGCACCAUGCUUGACAAAUUACUACACAGGAAGGGGGUGGUAGAACAAAUGCUGCCUUUUGAUCUACAAAUAUGUUUGUCCCGGUCUUAGAUUAGAUUGUUUCACCUCUGGGUGUAGUCAUUAAAGUAUAGCAGGACAUGGGUGGCAGCAGAGCCACCAGUUAAUCAUCACAUGUGUAAUAAAGGAAACGGUAGAGCUGUUUUACACCUCUCCUUCAUUCCUUCCACAGUGAGAGUAGCAUGUUUGUCUCCAAGAGACGUUUCAUUUUGAAGACGUGCGGAACCACCCUCUUACUGCAAGCACUGGUGCCUCUGCUGGAACUCGCCAGGGAGUACUGCGGUUUCGAUGCCAUCGAGAAUUUCUUCUACUCCCGCAAGAACUUUAUGAAGCCAACCCAUCAAGAGUUCCCUCAUCGAAACUUCCAGGAGGAAGUGGACUUUCUCAGCCAGAUAUUCCCAAAUGGCGCAGCCUACUGUAUGGGACGUUUGAACUCUGACUGCUGGUACCUGUUUACCCUGGACUUACCAGAGUACUGGGAGAACAAGCAUGCGGAUCAGACGCUGGAAGUUCUGAUGAGUGACCUCGAUCCAGCCAUUAUGGACCAGUUCUAUAUGAAAGAUGGUGUUUCUGCAAGUGAUGUCACUCGUAUGAGUGGAAUUCGUGACCUGAUACCAGGUUCUGUGAUCGAUGCCACAAUGUUCAACCCUUGUGGAUACUCAAUGAAUGGAAUGAAGACGGACGGAACUUACUGGACCAUCCACAUCACCCCGGAGCCGGAGUUCUCCUACGUCAGCUUUGAAACCAACCUGUCCCAGACAUCGUACGAUGAUCUGGUCAGGAAGGUGGUGGAGGUGUUCAAGCCAGGAAAAUUUGUGACUACGCUUUUCGUCAAUCAGAGCUCCAAAUGUCGCAGUGUCUUUUCUUCUGCCCAGAAACUCGAGGGCUACAAGCGUCUCGACCGCCAGUUGGCUCAAUUCAACGACUAUAAUUUUGUCUUCACAAGCUACGCCCAGAACCGCCAGCAGAACCAGCAGAGCUGAGGGUUGAGAAUGAAGAAGAGGCGUAAAAAGAAAGGCAGCCGCUCGGGGCUCUCCCCCUGCGGCUGGCUUCACCCCCCAGUAGAGAGCUUGUCGUCCUCCUGCCCCCCUCUCUACCCCCUCCUCUUCCCCUCCCUCUGCUGCCGUCGUCGUUCAGAAUCUCCCGGUGCUGACGCGGUAGCGAGCCCUAGUUUAACCUCCAGUUUGAGUUGUUUGCAUUGUUGUACCUGUGACUUAGAUCUCUUGCAUGACGGCUCUUUUCUCUGUUUCGAUAUUCUAGCUCACUCUUGCUGUGAUCUUGAAGUGCAUGUAGAGGAAUUAAACACGCUCUGUUUGAGGCUGUCCACCUCUACCCAGUACAACGGUCCCUUCCUGCAGGUGUCCCCCCUCAUCCCCCACAGACAAGGCUUCCGCCCGCACUAGGCCAGGGCCCUGACAUGCUCAGAUCAGUCUGCCCCUUAAUCAGCUCAACUCAGCUUGUCCAUUAAAAUUCUCCACCUAAUAUGACAAUUGGUAUUUAUGAAUCGCAACCACUUCUUCAGCGCACUUAAAAACCUGUUUACUCAUGGCAAAAGAAGACAUUUUGUCUCAAGUUUCAUUGAAUGUAUAAGUCGUGGUAAGCUUUUGGCCAUUCCAAACAUCGUCGGGACAUUUUUUUUGAAGUUUCUCUGAAAACGAAUGCCAUACUUGAUGUUUAAUGUCGCACUAUUGGAUAAAAUGUUUUCAUUGGUCAAUGGGCUCUUUGGUUGCUGUAAACUGCACUUAAGCAAAAUACUUCCUGCUUUUGCUGGGCUUCGAAGCUGACCUGCAUUCAUCCAUUUGUGCUCCUCCACCUCGACAAUCACAUACUGUAGUCUUGUUUCCCCCAAAUAGACAGCCUUUAAAGUUGUAUGCCUGGAAAUCUAUUUAUGAAUCAUUAUUGUUAUAGCGGGCUGUGUCUAUAGGAAGGUUCUAUCCUAUACACACCCGUCAUAUUCAGCACUCUUAAUUUUCCACAUUUACAUGAAUUUAAAUGGAAAAUGUUCAAACUGAAUGUAGCACUAGCAGUGUAAAGCAGCGGCCUGCCCGCCCCCGCCCCCCCCUCCUGUCUUUCGAAUGUACACAUCUCUAGAGAAAAGCCUGGACCGGGUUUGAGCUGAAUGUACGACUCCAGGAGAGCACACCCCCACCCUCCUCUACCCACACACAUGCACACACAGCGUUCACAAUGACCUCUGUCGACCAGCCAUUGUCCAGCUCGCUGCAGGUCUCGCCCUGCCAGAGUCAGACUGUCAGCUGGCCCCAGAACCGUGACAUGACGAGAGCUGGCCCUCCUGGCUGCGCCCGCUUUGAAUGGGAAAUAAUGAAUCAGACACUUUUUGCUUAGUUGCCCAGCAAAGCAUUUUUCUUCUUCCCACAUAAUAUCCAUCCUCUCUCUGACUCUUUCCGCCCCAUACAGAAAUCUGUAGGCACACAAUAGAGGCCCACCAGUCUGAGCAUGCCAGGGUGAUCCCGGAUCAUUCCACAUGUAACUGCUGCAUAAACUGCCAUUUUAUUAAAUUUAUUGUGCCCAGACAUUUUUUGCAGUGAAUUGGUCGAAAAUGUGACACCCAUAGCAGUUUUUCUUUUUGUUUGGAUCAAUGCCCUUUUUGUUCGUUGAGGGGGGGAAAAUCCUGUGACACCAUGGUGCAUGUGACUACUAGUGCCGUGUUGCUUGACAGUGUAAUGUAGCACCGUCUCUUCCUCCUCUUGUCAGUAAUGUGCUUCACCUUCCUCUUGUUUUACCAGCUGAAAGUGUAGUUGCAACUACCGCAUCCUGAUGUGUUUUGGAUAGGCGGGUACUCUUUCCUUUAGGGGCUGGUUCAACAUGUAAUCUUAUUUCAAGUGCUGAAUGCAGGUUAGGUUUCUUAUUUAUUACUUCAUGAAACGUUUGUCAGACGCCCAAUGUUUGUUCUCUCUGCCUGCCUGCCUUCAGUGGCGUUCACAGUGCUUCUCCUGCCAGAGAAUGCAGUUUGAAUUGGGGGAAGACGCGGCGGGAAUCUAACCUGCUUUCAGCCCUUUUCUUUGAUCUGCGAUGAUUGCAUCAGCACCUGUAACAGUGCAUUAAUCACCUAAGGCAUCUGUGAGCCAGUUGGAACAGUUCAUCUUAGAACGAGCAGUGAAGUUGACACUUGGAAUAGUUUCUCUCUAGUUUGUCUAUCAUGGCGUUUUGGAGUGGCUUCAUUCUUUUCCUGAGGACCAAUUUUCUGCUCUUGCAUGAACUACUUUCAACUUGCUGUCAAAUGACUUGGGUGAUCUGCCGUGACUGUAAUGGGUCCUUUUUUUUAAAAAAAAUAAAUAAAAAGUCACUCAUUUAGGGGAUUUAAACUGUUAAAAAAAAAAAAUUUAAAAAUACUGAAGCAGUUUAAUGCUGACUGUUCCUAAAGUACAUUUUAGCCUUGUUGGUGUGAAUCAUUGCUAUUUUGUUUUAUAUUUUAUACAGUGAACUCAAAAUGCAUUUUUGCAGUUGAAUGGUAAUAGAAUUUUAUACAAAAAAUAUUUUGUAUUUUGCUGCGGACCAAUAUAUAUAUUUCCCCCCCCCCUCUUGUCCAAAUGUUUAUUUUGUUGAACUAGUGUUCAAAGCAAGUGUGUUAAGGGAUGACCUUUUCAAAGCUGACUAAAUCAUGUUUUUAUUUCACUUUCCCUUCCUCUGUGACUCUUCUGAAAUAUUCCAGCGGAAGGGGAAGUAAAAGCCUCCCCUGGGUGACAUGGGCGCAGUUGCAGGAUCUAUCAGGAUGUACUGAAGGAGAAACUUUGCUGUUCUAAUUCUUUCUUUUGCUGUUCUUUGGAUGGUCAAGAUGUGCUAAAUAUAUCUGUGCUAUGAGCUUGAUGCUUCAAUAAAAAAAUAUACUUAUCCGUGCAA